AAUCUCUAUUUUUUGUGAUACAUAUUGUCAAAGAUGAAUGACCCUCUUUUGCAUCCCAACGAAGAAAGCAAACUCUCCCUCACACCACAAGACAGAGUAAUAACUAACAAAACAGAGAGAAGGAUCAAUCAAGUUUCAUGGAUAUAUUAACAAUUUCUCUCAUGCUUAUUUCUUGUCCUUCAUCCUAAACAAAGGCUUCAAUUGGUGCUUUAUUUUUCAGGAUUGUGUAUAUGGAAAUUAACAUGGCAUCAUCAUCUUCAAGAGAAGGUGAAGAGCUGAGUCCAGCUGCACGGUUGUUCCAUUCACCAUCAUUUAAUUGUUAUGUGAUUGCCAUAAUUGGUUGCAAAACAAACAUCAAUCCUCAAGUCAUUAAACAAGGUUUAUCUCAAACUCUGCUUAAGCAUCCUAGGUUCACCAGCAAGCUGGUUAAGAAGGGAAGGAAAAGUAGAUGGACACCAACAACAAUUGACUUAGACAAUCAUAUAAUAGUUCCUAAACUAGAUUCCAAAAUAGAGUUCCCAGAUAGAUUUAUUGAAGACUACAUUUCUAAUUUUACCAAAACACCACUAGACUUAUCAAAGCCACUUUGGGAACUUCACCUCAUCAACAUCAAAACCUCAGAUUCAGAAGCAAUUGGAAUAUUUCGAAUCCACCAUUCUAUUGGAGAUGGUGCCUCUCUUAUAUCACUUCUCCUUGCAGCCACUCGCAAAACCUCUGACCCUAAUGCAUUGCCAACACUGCCUAGAGGUUACAAGAGAGUUGACUCUAGCUCAAAGUCAAACUACUUAUUGUUUUGGUUGGGUAUGAUUUGGUGGGGGUUGACUUUGAUUUGGAACACUAUGGUGGAUGUGUUCAUGCUUGUUUUAACCAUUUUGUUCUUUAAGGAUACACAUACUCCCUUAAAAGGUGCUCAUGGAGUUGAACUCAAUACCAAGCGAUUUGUGUAUCGCACGGUUAGUUUAGAUGACAUCAAACUCGUUAAAGAUGGAAUGAAAACGACCAUCAAUGACGUUUUACUGGGGUUGACACAAGCUGGUCUCACCCGCUAUUUGAAUCGAGAAUACACUAGUGUGGAAGAUGCAAAUGAUGGUGGUGCAAAACAGAGACAAAGAAGUGUCCCUAAGAACAUUCGUUUGAGGGCAUCAAUUCUUGUUAACAUUAGACCUAUUCCUGGAAUCCAGGAUCUAGCAGAUAUGAUGGCUGAGAAAGGAAAAGCCAAAUGGGGUAACCAUAUGGGAUAUAUAAUCUUCCCUUUCAACAUUGCUUUACAUGAAGAUCCAUUGGAAUAUGUUCGUCAAGCUAAGGCCACAAUUGACAAGAAAAAACACUCAUUGGAAGCUAUUUGCUCUUAUGCCUUUGCAAAAUUGGUACUCAAUUUAUUUGGAGUUAAGGUUGUUGGUGCCAUAACAAAAAGAGCACUCUUUCACACUACUAUGGCCUUUUCUAAUGUACUUGGUCCAGUGGAAGAAAUUAGCUUCUAUGGACAUCCUGUUGCAUUCAUUGCUCCAAGUGUAUAUGGACACCCACAUGCACUCACUAUUCAUUUUCAAAGUUACGCUAACAAAAUGACUAUUUCUCUAGCAGUGGAUCCAAGCAUCAUUCCAAAUCCUUACCUCCUAUGUGAUGAUUUAGAAGAAUCACUCAAACUCAUAUGUGAUGCUUUUGUUAAAAAAAAAGGCACAUUGUUGAUAUAAUUUAACAUUAAAUAAUUUCUAUAUCAACUGCAACACCCAAAUUUUAAUUUUAUGUUUUACUUGUCGUAUGUGAUAAAUAUUACAUGUUUUGAUGUUUAGAUAUUAAUAUAUGAUAAUCUAGGAGUCUCUAGAUUUCUACAAUACAAUCAUUGAUCGAUUAGAAAGUUUUUUU
Molecule: messenger RNA, 1866 nt
Organism: Cicer arietinum (chickpea)
Lineage: Eukaryota; Viridiplantae; Streptophyta; Magnoliopsida; Fabales; Fabaceae
Product: wax ester synthase/diacylglycerol acyltransferase 11-like
Biological process (GO): triglyceride biosynthetic process
Cellular component (GO): plasma membrane
Molecular function (GO): diacylglycerol O-acyltransferase activity
Source: RefSeq, a predicted model, not a curated record